Oppiella nova is the source of this 2175-nucleotide messenger RNA. The record is from the annotation of a GenBank genome assembly. Lineage: Eukaryota; Metazoa; Arthropoda; Arachnida; Sarcoptiformes; Oppiidae.
AUGGCCGCCAAAAACACCUCUCAUUUGAGCGCUUUAUUCAAAAAAUCAUUGGAAGAGAAACAGAGUUUACAUGAAAUGUAUAAAGAGUUUAAGACAAAGUUCCACAAGACUUAUGCCGAUAAGUCAGAGGACGGGGAAAGGGAGCAGAUCUUCAAGAGGAAUAUGUUGCGAGUGUUUGAGCACAACGUGGACGCCAUGAACGGCAAGUCCUCAUACACUGAACACAUCAACCAAUUCGCGGACAUGACUGAGAAGGAGAUCAUCGCUCAGUUCACGGGCUUUCGGAUGACACCCGAAGAGAAGAAGCGCAUGAAUGGGACGGUCAGUGGGGGGCACAAGAAGGGCAGGAAAGGGAGGAAAGGGAAGAAAGGAAAGGGCGGCAAAGAUCAGAAGCUGAAGGACGACAACAGUUGGUCAUAUGACUGGCGAUCGGUGGGAGUGAUCGGACCCGUCCAGGAUCAGGGUCAGUGCCUUUCGUGUACUCUAUUCGCAACGGCAGCACUCGUGGAGAGCUAUUGGGCGCGAAUCGGAAACGGAAUCAGACCUCUGAGUCCGCAACAGAUCCUCGACUGCGGUCUCGACUACGAUGUCUGCCAAAGUGGUUCAGCCUUUGAGCCCGUCUUCAACUAUGUGAAGGAUAGGGGACUCACAUCUUGGGACAACUAUCCCUACCAGUCCCGGAAAAACGGGUGCGAUAGGGACCGGGAGGGCCGGACUGUGGCCCGAAUAAACGAAUGGAGAUGGGUGGCGGGCAAUGGCGAUGAGGGGGCCCUCCAUUUGGCGGUUCAAGAUAACGGCCCGGCCACUAUAGCCAUACACGCGUCCGAACCGUUUUUCAGUUAUAGACAGGGCAUAUUCGACGGCCCCUGCGAUGGAGAUAUGAAUCACGCGGUACUUGUGGUGGGCUAUGGCUAUGACAAGCCCACGGAUAUGAGGUAUUGGAUUGUGAAGAACUCGUGGGGCGGCGGUUGGGGAGACGGCGGGUUCGGCUAUAUCCGCAAGGAUGCCGGCAAUAGAUGCCAUGUUGCCGACCAUUGUGUCCAGGAAUAUUUGGACGAUAAGCAGAAUUUAGAGAAAACUUUCAAAGAAUUUAAGUACGAAUUCAGCAAAUCGUAUGAAUCGCGUGAAGAGGAGCGUCGGAGGGAACAGAUAUUCCGGGACAACAUGUUGCGAGUGUACGGACACAACUUGAAAGCUCUGGACGGCAAGUAUUCGUAUACAUUACGGGUCGGUGUGGACGCGGAUUUGACUCCUGAGGAGUUUAGACAGAAUCACACGCGUUGUCCGUUCGCACUGAACCGACCCAUAGCUCACAAUGAGUCGCACACCGGCGAUAAGAGCGGGUCAGUCGAUUGGCGCCAUCAAGGAAUAUCCGGCCAGAGAGUGCUCACCCAUGAGGAUAUGAUACAGAGCUGGAUAGACACUACUGGAUCGUCAAGAACUCUUACGGAGACGACUGGGCUGAAGGGGUUACAUACGGUUGCAUCGCAGCGCCACCACCACGUGUCCACUUUAUUGGAAUAUUUGGACGAUAAACAGAACUUAGAGAAUGCUUUCAAUGAAUUUAAGUCUGAAUUCAGCAAAUCUUACGAAUCUAGCGAAGAGGAGCGUCGGAGGGAACAGAUAUUCCGGGACAACAUGUUGCGAGUGUACGGACACAACUUGAAAGCUCUGGACGGCACGUAUUCGUAUACAUCACGUGUCAGUGUGGACGCGGAUUUGACUCCUGACGAGUUUAGACAGAAACACACGCAUUGCAAGUUCGGAAUAAGCCCACCCAUAGGUCACUCUAAGUCUCACUCGACUUCUGUUGACUCGCACACCGCCGAUAAGAGCUGGUCAGUCGAUUGGCGCGAUCAAGGAGUAAUUGGACCUGUGCAGGAUCAACAAGAUUGUGGGUCGUGUGUGCCAUUUGCAAUGGCAGCAAUGGUAGAAAGUUAUUGGGCUCGUAGUGGCCACGGAAUCACCCCACUUAGCCCCCAGCAAAUUCUCGACUGUUUCCCUGGAGCGUCCUGUGAAGGAGUGCAUUCUACAAAUUUUCGCCCACUUUUAUCCUACAUUCAGAAAAAUGGUUUGACAUCAUGGGAAAACUAUCCAUAUACUGCCAAGGUACAUGUGAUCGGGAAAGGGAGUCUAAACGGGUGGCAACCAUUGGAAUUGGCUCUCUUCUGCUAG